This is a messenger RNA of Pistacia vera, 1577 nucleotides long. RefSeq names its product phosphatidylinositol transfer protein 3. The transcript has 6 exons. The record is from RefSeq and is a predicted model, not a curated record. Bases 458 to 1348 code for a protein of 296 amino acids. Lineage: Eukaryota; Viridiplantae; Streptophyta; Magnoliopsida; Sapindales; Anacardiaceae. Gene Ontology annotation, molecular function: phosphatidylinositol transfer activity.
GGAAUCGGGGAGUUACCAAAACAAGAAGUGCCCCUAACAUAACACUCUCCUCUAGUCCUCUCCCACAGCUCUACACUGUGACCGUACGGCCUUUCAGCAGGGUCACAAUGACUCGACAAUAAAAUAUCCUCCAAUCGAACGACAAAAGCCAACUCCUUUAUUAGUCUUUUGUAUUUUAGGCAUUUUUUAGCUGCUGCUUCUCACUCCCUUCCUCUUGUUCUUCUUUCCUUAUUUACUUUCAUGGUUUUUUGUUGAAACCCUACCUCUCUCUGGCUUUCUGGUGAAGAGGAGGAGAUUCGGUACAGAGUUUCCCCUUGUCUUGAGUUGUAUGCAUGCGCAUUAAUCAAAAGCAGCCAUCCUGUCUUUGAGUCGGUGAUUGAGAAGAUUAUUCAUGUUUUCUUUACCAACUCUUAGUCUUAUAGGUUGAUUCAGUUGCCAAAUUGUGGGAUCAGUCACUAUGUUUCGCCUUUGGAGUAAUUCUCAUCAGGACCGGCCAGAGAAUGACAGCUUGCAUCGUGAGUCAAAGGUUAAGGAGCUUAAGGUUGCAAUUGGACCAUUAUCUGGACGUAGCUUGCAGUUCUGCACUGAUGCAUGCUUCAUGAGAUAUCUUGAAGCUCGGAACUGGAAUGUGGACAAAGCAAAGAAAAUGUUGGAAGAGUCACUCAAAUGGAGAUCAACCUAUGGACCUGAGGAAAUUCGUUGGCGUGAAGUUGCUGUUGAAGGUGAGACUGGAAAAUUGUUCAGAGCUACUUUCCAUGAUCGGCAGGGCAGGAGUGUUCUUAUAUUGAAACCAGGAUUACAAAACACAGCAGCAAUAGACAAUCAGAUGCGACAUCUAGUAUAUCUCAUAGAGAAUGCUAUACUGAACCUUCCAGAGGGUCAAGAACAAAUGGCAUGGUUGAUAGACUUCACUGGGUGGUCUCUAAGCAACAGCGUCCCUGUCAAAUCAGCUCGAGAAACUAUCCAUAUAUUACAAAACCACUACCCUGAGAGGCUGGGCAUAGCAUUUCUUUACAAUCCCCCACGCAUUUUUGAAGCAUUUUGGAAGGUUGUCAAGUACUUUCUGGAUGCAAAAACAUUUGAGAAGGUGAAAUUUGUGUAUCCCAAGAAUAAAGAUAGCGUUGAGCUCAUGAGGUCAUAUUUUGAUGAGGAAAAUCUGCCAACUGAGUUCGGAGGAAAAGCUACAUUCAACUAUGAUCAUGAAGAGUUCUCCAAAAUGAUGGUUCAAGAUGACGCAAAAUCGGCAACUUUGUGGGGAUUUGAUGAUAAACUCCAACUUGUUAGUAAGGGGCAUUUUGGAGCUGAGGUUGCGCCUGAGCCAGUCUGCAUUGCACCAUCUGCCAGCUGAGCUGUCAUCAAUGUAAUGAACCAUAUAGACUUAGUGAAUCAGAGAACAAUAGGAAAAUCAAUUAUCUGAUUCAGUGAUUCUCCAAUAGGUAAAAAGGAUCACUUGCUUCUAUGAGAUAGGAGGGAAAAUGUUGUCUCUUUUACUCUUUUUCCGUCCGCUUUUAACCCAGACGCAAAAUUAGUGCAACGAAAUAAAGCAUAUAAUAAUGGUUCUCGCUUGAUUGAUUUCA